This is a messenger RNA of Exaiptasia diaphana, 1026 nucleotides long. RefSeq names its product ADP-ribosylation factor-like protein 2. Gene Ontology annotation, cellular component: microtubule cytoskeleton; cytoplasm. Gene Ontology annotation, molecular function: GTPase activity; GTP binding. Gene Ontology annotation, biological process: protein folding. The transcript is spliced from 5 exons. Lineage: Eukaryota; Metazoa; Cnidaria; Anthozoa; Actiniaria; Aiptasiidae. Bases 111 to 665 code for a protein of 184 amino acids. The record is from RefSeq and is a predicted model, not a curated record.
CAAAGAUGGCGACCAAGGUUUUUGGUCAAAUGAAACACUGACAAAUCGUCGGUUUUAGCGAUGCAGCAUAACUUCAAUCCGUGAAAUACUUUCUGAAAUUUAGCACAAACAUGGGGCUUCUUACUAUUUUAAAGAAAAUGAAGCAAAAGGAAAAAGAAGUCCGUAUUUUGAUGCUAGGACUAGACAAUGCUGGUAAAACUACCAUUCUUAAGAAAUUCAAUGGUGAAGAUAUCAACACUAUUGAACCAACAUUAGGAUUUAAUAUCAAAACUUUGGAACACAGGGAGUUUAAAUUAAACAUUUGGGAUGUUGGUGGUCAAAGGUCUUUACGCUCUUACUGGCGUAAUUAUUUUGAGAGUACAGAUGGUCUUAUAUGGGUUGUAGACAGUGCCGAUAAACGAAGGCUAACGGACUGUCAAACUGAAUUGAGUGGUCUGCUAAAGGAAGAGAGACUAGCAGGAGCUACUCUACUUGUGUUUGCCAAUAAACAAGACUUGCCUGGAGCAUUAUCAGCAGAAGAAAUCAGACAGGCUCUUAACCUCGACUCAAUCAAGAGUCAUCAUUGGCAGAUACAAUGGUGUAGUGCAGUAACAGGAGAAAAGCUUCUUGAUGGCAUUGAUUGGUUGAUAUCAGACAUUGCAUCUCGAAUAUUUACUAUGGAUUAGAAUACAAGUAAUGAUCUCACAAACUGGGCAAUGGCCAGACACUGAACCAUGCUGCAAAGAGCCUAUAUUUCUUUUCAGACUAUAUAUAAAAACUAUGUGAAAAUACAUUAACAAUAAACCAUACAUGUAUAUAUUUCUGGAUGUCUAAAAAAUUGAUUGUUAAAAUGUAAAUUUUUGACUAUAUAAAUUCAAUUUAAUUGUAAACUAUUAGGAACUAUUAUCUAUGUAUUAAAUCUAACUAGAAUUCAUUGACCUCAAACUCUACAAGUAAUAAUAUGACUGUAUCAAAACUUUGUCAGUUUGUAUUAAAAAUGACUGCACUCUCAAAUGUUUGUAACACAGAUACCCAAACUCAACUUCA